CGCGACAGCAACGAUCUUUGCAUCACACAUUCAUUGUCGACGGGAAGUUUCUCAAAAUGCCGAAAUUCUUCUGCGACUACUGCGAUGUAUACCUCACACACGACUCGAUGAGCGUGCGGAAAGCGCAUAAUUCCGGCCGUAAUCAUUUGCGAAAUGUUCAAGCAUAUUACGAACAGAUCUCCUCCGAUCAAACACAACAGGUCAUCAACUCCAUAACGGACGCAUAUACCGCUGAAGGACAGGCAAAUCCUCUACAUCAAGGGUUGCCAGGAAUGGGAGGCUUUGGGGCCCCAGGCCCAGGUUUUCCACCCCACGGCCUACCUCCGCCCGGAAUGCCCCCACCAGGAAUGCCUCUGCCUCCAUUCAUGGCUGGCCGUGGUGGACCACCUAUGCCACCCGGCGGAUUGCCGUUUCCACCACCUAACAUGCCCGGAGGCCCUCCCGGCCCUGGCGGUGCUCCGAACAUGCCACCAAAUAUGCCCUUUCCUCCACCACACCUGCAAGGCGGACCUCCUGGAGGGCCUAUGCCUCCAUUUCCCUUCCCUCCGAACCAGGCUGGUUCUCCCCCAGGUGGAAUGCCGUUCCCACCGCCAGGCGCAGGCCGAGGCUUUCAACCGCCACCAUUUCCACCUCACGGCGGACCUCCGGGACGUUAGACCAAGAUCACAUUCUCAAGGCGUUAUUAAGGCAGGGUAAUUCUGGAGAAACAUUGCUAGACUUAUGUCUAGAUUAGAUACCACAAUGAAAGCAAAUCAAGUUCUGCAAGGGAAUCUCAUAUUGUUCAAAAACCAUGCAGCAGGUGGACUCAUGUAUGUUCACUCUUAUCAACUUCUUUUUCAUGCUCAUGUUUGUAAGUAGAUCACAUUUCUGCCUAAUGUGAAACAUGGAAUCGGAAAUCGACAGGAUAUAGAAGGACUGAGAAUUACAACUAGCUCAGGAGCUCUCGAGCGUAGUCCUCUACGGUCAUGACGGGCAUGUUCAGCUUGUAGUUUACUGUC
Molecule: messenger RNA, 998 nt
Organism: Aaosphaeria arxii CBS 175.79
Lineage: Eukaryota; Fungi; Ascomycota; Dothideomycetes; Pleosporales
Product: zf-U1-domain-containing protein
Exons: 5
Coding region: 57-656 (199 amino acids)
Biological process (GO): spliceosomal snRNP assembly; mRNA splicing, via spliceosome; mRNA 5'-splice site recognition
Cellular component (GO): nucleus; U1 snRNP
Molecular function (GO): pre-mRNA 5'-splice site binding; zinc ion binding
Source: RefSeq, a predicted model, not a curated record